AUGGUACCCUUUGCGUACGUCAUAUUUUUGGAAGGGCCAAGUAGGGGGGUUAAAAGAAAAGUUCACGUAAAAAAAAUAAACGACGUAUUUGAAGAUCACACAUUCAACGACAGUAAAAAGUAUUUUGUGCAGGACGAGAAAGACAAUAAUAAGUUCUACAGAGCACAAAUUAUCUUUAUGGAAGAAUCCGAGAAGAAGCUAGAUGAAGCUGUAAAAACACGCAGACAAAGGGUGAAAUCGUCAAAACAUAUAGAUACAGCCAGUGAAAAUGAAAAUCCGACAAAACUUUCAAAAACAAAAAGUUCAUUGCUUCCAAAGAAAAAAACAAAGAACUUGCAGGAAAUGAAAAAAUAUGACACUAUUUCUGCUGUGAAGUUAGAGAAAAUUGACAAUCAAUUUUCCAAUAAAAUGCAGCAGAGACCGCAAAAUAUAAAUAAGGAUCAAGAAAAAAAUAACUCGAUAAAGCAUUUGGAAGAGGCUGCUGAUUGUGAGAAAACAGCCACAGACAGCAAUGAAGCGCAGUUCAAUAAUGAAAUAGAAAAUUAUUCUGAGGAUUGCAAGGCAGCUGAACCCAAUUCACUGGAGCCUUCUGCAUCCAAGCUGCCUGCAUCUACAGCUAAAGCUGCUGUAGCACAGACUAUUGAUGAGAAGCAGGCUUCAGUGAACAUUAAGAAAAUUGAAAAUGAUACUUCAGCUUCAUCCUCAGUCAUUUCUGCCAAAGUGAAGGAUAAAUCUUCUAGUGCUGGACCUAAGAUCUUGAGUAAUUUGACUAUACUAGAUUGUAAUAAAAAAAUAGAAGAUUUGGAGAAACAGUUAAAGGACAGAAAAAAAACUGUAGAGUUAAAUAAACAACUUCAAAAGCAAUUAUUAGAAAAGAAUGAUGCAGAAAAAGGCAAGUCAAUCUGA
This is a messenger RNA of Nasonia vitripennis (jewel wasp), 906 nucleotides long. Its product is annotated as intracellular protein transport protein USO1-like. Bases 1 to 906 code for a protein of 301 amino acids. The record is from RefSeq and is a predicted model, not a curated record. The transcript is spliced from 5 exons. NCBI's taxonomy places the organism in Eukaryota, Metazoa, Arthropoda, Insecta, Hymenoptera, Pteromalidae.